AUGGUCAAGGUCAGCAUCAAGGACGUCGAUGUGCGCGGCAAGCGCGUGCUCAUGCGCGUCGACUUCAACGUCCCGUUCGCGAACGGCGAGAUCUCCAACACGCAGCGCGUCGACGCGGCCUUGCCCACGAUCCAGUAUGCGCUCGACCAGGGCGCCAAGUCGGUCGUCUUGAUGUCGCACCUCGGCCGCCCGGACGGCAACGUCGUCGCCAAGUACUCGCUCAAGCCGGUGGCCACGUGCCUCUCGGCCAAGCUCGGCCGCGACGUGCAGUUCCUUGACAACUGCGUCGGCGCUGACGUCGAGGCCGCGUGCGCCGACCCGGUCAACGGCUCGGUCAUCCUCCUCGAGAACCUCCGCUUCCACGUCGAAGAGGAAGGCAAGGGCAAGGACGCCGAUGGCAACAAGGUCUCGGCCUCGAAGGAUGCGGUCGCGGCCUUCCGCGCGUCGCUCAGCAAGCUCGGCGACGUGUACGUGAACGACGCGUUCGGCACGGCCCACCGCGCCCACUCGUCGAUGGUCGGCGUCGACCUCGAGGUCAAGGCCGCGGGCUUCCUCCUCGAUAAGGAGCUCGUGUACUUUGCCAAGGCGCUCGACGCGCCGGAGCGCCCGUUCCUCUCGAUCCUCGGCGGCGCCAAGGUCGCGGACAAGAUCCAGCUCAUCAUGAACAUGCUCGACAAGGUCGACGAGAUGAUUGUUGGCGGCGGCAUGGCCUUCACCUUCAAGAAGGUCAUUGACAACAUGAACAUUGGUGGCUCGCUCUACGACGCCGACGGCGCCAAGAUCGUGCUCGAUAUCGUCGAGAAGGCCAAGGCCAAGGGCGUCAAGCUCCACCUCCCGGUCGACUUCAUCAUUGCCGACAAGUUUUCGGCGGACGCCAACACGUCGGUCGUCGACGAAGCCGAUGGCAUCCCGGACGGCUGGAUGGGUCUCGACGUCGGCCCCAAGUCCAAGGCCAUCUUUGCCGAAGCCUGCAUCCGCGCCAAGACCAUUGUGUGGAACGGCCCCAUGGGCGUGUUUGAGUUUGACGCGUUUGCCCAGGGCACGAAGGGUGUGAUGGACGCGGUCGUCGAAGCCACGCAGAAGGGCGCGACCACGAUCAUCGGCGGCGGUGACACUGCCACGUGCUGCGUCAAGUUUGACACGGAAGACAAGGUGAGCCACGUCUCGACGGGCGGCGGUGCCAGCUUGGAGCUCCUCGAAGGCAAGAUCCUCCCGGGUGUCAACGCCCUCACGGACGCACAACCGGCCAAGGUGCCCAGCGCCGCCAAGCCGACGAUGUCGCCGCCGCACUGGUCCCUUUUGGCCGCGGCCGUCGCCGUGCCCGUCGUGAUCGCGCUUGCCGUCUUCCGCAAGAAGUAGAGGUCAUAUCCUGCUCAUUAACCACCGACGUCCAAGCUCCGUACCCAACUAAUAUCAGCCCCAUGGACUUUGAAAUGUGUA
Molecule: messenger RNA, 1440 nt
Organism: Saprolegnia diclina VS20
Lineage: Eukaryota; Oomycota; Saprolegniomycetes; Saprolegniales; Saprolegniaceae
Product: phosphoglycerate kinase 1
Exons: 4
Coding region: 1-1359 (452 amino acids)
Biological process (GO): glycolytic process; gluconeogenesis
Cellular component (GO): cytosol
Molecular function (GO): ADP binding; ATP binding; phosphoglycerate kinase activity
Source: RefSeq, a predicted model, not a curated record